Ostreobium quekettii is the source of this 831-nucleotide messenger RNA. NCBI's taxonomy places the organism in Eukaryota, Viridiplantae, Chlorophyta, Ulvophyceae, Bryopsidales, Ostreobiaceae. The record is from the annotation of a GenBank genome assembly.
AUGGCAGCAUACAACAUGGGCCCGAGCCAGUUUGCUGGUGGCGGCUUCAUGCCAGCAACGCAAUCAGGGGAACCUUCACCCAUGGGGGCAAGAACGAGAACGACAAGUGACCAGACUCUGCGUGCAGUUACUGUCCGACAACUGGCAGAGGCCAUCAAGGGUGUAGACGAUGACAACUUUGUUGUCGAUGGAGCCCCCAUCCAAAAUGUAACGCUUGUGGGGCAGAUAAUGGAUAUCCAGACACAGCAGAGCCACAUCCUCUACAAGGUUGAUGAUGGCACAGGAGUGUGCCAAGUCAAGUACUGGACUGACAGUGACGAUGACCUGAUGCAGGACGAUAGGGCUCUGCUGCAAGUUUCAAAGUAUGUGCGAGUGUAUGGACAUGUGCGAGACUUCGACGGCAAGAAGUCCAUCGCUGCCUUCAUUGUGAAGCCUGUCCUUGAGUACGACGAGGUGACAUACCAUUUCCUCAAGGUCAUACAUCAGCACCUGGGCUUCGUGAACGGGCCUCCGCCCAAUGGGGCAGGGGCAACCCCAGUGGGUGGGGCUGUAGGCGGCGGGGUCUAUGGCAGGGGUUAUGGGGGAGGGCCCCCUCCCGUUGGCGCAGGGGCGGGAGCCGAAUUUUCGACCCCGCUGCAAAGAGAGCUCGCGUCUAUUUUCACAACAGAGGAAGUCAGGCGGAAGGACGAGGGGCUGCACAUCAACGAGGUGAUGCAACGGCUCAAGGGGCAGUACUCGGCCCAAGACGUGAGGAACGCCCUCCUCCACCUCUCCAAUGAGGGGAAGAUGUACACAACACUCUCUGAAGACCAGUUUCAAUGGUGUGGAUGA